Molecule: messenger RNA, 837 nt
Organism: Camelina sativa (false flax)
Lineage: Eukaryota; Viridiplantae; Streptophyta; Magnoliopsida; Brassicales; Brassicaceae
Product: reticulon-like protein B13
Biological process (GO): response to bacterium
Source: RefSeq, a predicted model, not a curated record
CUUUACCAGCAGUCUAACUCUUAUCAAUUUCCAAUAUACAUAUCUAUCAACCAUUAUCAAAAACAGCCAUGGCUAACGACGUGACCAAAGAUCCCUCACCCAAAUCUGAUAUUGUGGAGGAUAUUUACUUAUGGAGGAGGAAGAAAUUAGCCUUCUCUAUACUCUCAGUCUCAACAUCGACAUGGAUUUUACUCAACUUUUAUGGUUUCAAUUCCAUAACCAUUGUUUCUUGGAUCGGUAUCGCUGUUGUCUCUAUGGUUUUCCUCUGGGGGAGUUUACUUCGCCUUCUCAGCAAGGUCGAACCGGAGCUGUCAGGGUUAGAAGUGUCGGAGGAGUUUGUAACAGAGACAGUGAGGUCUUGUCGGAUGUUAAUGGAAGAAAUUGUUAGAUGGAUGUUCCGAGUCGGUGCUGAGAGUGAAUGGUUCAUUUUCGCGAGAACCGUUUUAGGUUUUUGGAUCUUGUCAAGAAUUGGAAAGCUUCUCGAAUUCCAAACUUGUCUCUUCAUCGGAUUGGUGAUGGGCUUGACAGUUCCAAAGUUGUGGGAGAAGUAUGGAGUUCAAAUUCAUAAGCAAUUGGGUGACGUUAAAGAGAGAUCAAAAGGAGUGUACGAUACAACUCAUGAGAAGAUUUUAAUGAUGAAGAACAAGUUACAGCAUGGUACAUAUGAUAAAGUGAAAAAAUCAGAGUAGAUGUUUUGUACUUUUUUGUUUUUUUAUGUAAAAUAGUGUAAAACAUAGACGUGUAAACAAAAUUUAAUUUAGUAGAUUCUACCGUUUUCACCGCAGAAACAAAUGAGGAAACGAAAAUUGCAAUAAGAUUUUGGCGUAUAUUUUUGUA